Messenger RNA from Octopus bimaculoides (California two-spot octopus), 4961 nucleotides. RefSeq names its product SCY1-like protein 2. The record is from RefSeq and is a predicted model, not a curated record. Gene Ontology annotation, molecular function: ATP binding; protein kinase activity. Lineage: Eukaryota; Metazoa; Mollusca; Cephalopoda; Octopoda; Octopodidae. Gene Ontology annotation, biological process: protein phosphorylation.
UUAGGAAUUUAGCGAAAAUAAACAAGAGAGUGAAAGAAAGGAAAAUCCUGGGCCUGAGUGCAUCACGUUAGAAAGGCGUGAUGGAGUAAAUGCAUUGACAAUGUUCGGAGCUUAACCGAAUGGGCUUUCUCUAUUCCUUCAUAGAUUAUUUAUUUUGAAUAUAACAACAACAAAACAUGUCUUUUAAGCAUUAUUAGACAGCUGAAUAAGUACAGAAAAAAAGAAAAAGAACAAGAAGUAAAAAAACAAAAUGGAUAUGUUUAACAAAUUGAAAACAGUUGUGAGCAAUGCUUUGCCUGGAAAUCCAUUAUCAAGGGAUUUUGAACUCUUAAGUCAGAUAGCCAGUGCUGGGCCCGGUUUGUUAUGGAAGGUGUACAAUGGUGUGAAGAGAACAACCAAACAGGAGGUGGCUAUAUUUGUAUUUGAAAAAAGGUUACUUGAACGAUACUCCAAGCGAGACCGUGACAUCAUCACUGAUGUCUUAAAGAGAGGUGUGUCUCAGUUGACACGGUUACGGCAUCCGAGAAUUCUUUCUGUUUUGCAUCCUUUGGAAGAGUCACGAGAAAGUUUAGCAUUUGCUACAGAACCGAUAUUUGCAAGUCUUGCCAAUGUUGUGAAGUAUUAUCAGAAUUUGCCGGCUCCCCUACCAAAGGAGCUGGAAGAACACAAGCUGUAUGAAGUGGAAAUAAAAUACGGUCUACUUCAGCUUGUUGAAGCAUUGGCCUUCUUGCACAACGAUGUCAAUAUGAUGCACCACAACAUCUGUCCUGAAUCAAUCAUUGUAAACAAAAACGGGGCCUGGAAACUCAGUGGGUUUGAAUUCUGCAUUUCCAGUAACAACAAAUCUAGUCAAAAUUUUGAUUUUCAAGAAUGGGAAAUUGAUUAUCCACCUAUUUCCCAACCUAAACUGGAUUAUUUGGCUCCAGAAUAUUCUUUAACGAUGACCUGCAGCCCGGCAAGCGAUAUGUUCUCUCUUGGAAUGCUUAUCUACACUGUAUGCAAUAAUGGUAAAUCUUUAUACGAAUGUAAUGAUGAGUUGAGGCAGUUUAAAACGAAUAUUGACGUAUUGCGACAUCUAACCCCUUCGCGGCUGGGAUGUUUAUCUGAGGAGGUCCGGGAGCAUGUGAAGCUGCUGUUGAACACAGAGCCAUCAGUGAGGCCGGAUGCAAACCAACUAACAAAGAUUCCAUUUUUUGAGGAUGUUGGAUCUAUGACUCUACAGUACUUAGACACAUUAUUUCAAAGAGAUAACUUACAGAAAUCUAAAUUCUUCAAAGGUUUGCCAAAAAUAAUUGCUAAGUUACCAAAGCGAGUUAAUCAGCAACGCAUCUUGCCGCCAUUGUUCAGUGAAUCGGUCAACCCUGACAUGAUACCAUUUGUACUUCCAAGCAUUCUUUAUAUCGCAGAGCAAUCAACAGAAAGGGAAUAUGUGACACUUAUCUUUCCUGAAAUUAUUCCAAUGUUUAAACUCCAGAAGCCUGUUCAAAUCCUCCUGAUAUUCCUGCAGAAUAUGACUUUACUUCUCAGUAAAACAAGUUCUUCAGACAUCAAGAAUCAUGUUUUACCCAUGGUUUACCAUGCUUUAGAAUCUAAUGAUCCCCAAAUUCAGGAACUUGUUCUCAAUAUCAUACCUACUUUUGCUAGUCUUAUUGAAUAUACGUCCCUGAAAAAUUGUAUUAUACCAAGGAUCAAGAAAAUGUGUUUAGCCACCUCAAGCCUUUCGGUACGAGUUGGAUGUCUUGUGUGUAUUGGUAAACUUCUGGAAUACAUGGAUAAAUGGUGUGUGUUGGAUGAAGUGAUACCGUUGCUGCCUCAAAUACCGUCUCGAGAACCUGGAGUGCUUAUGAGUAUUUUAGGAAUCCUGAAGGUAACAUUUUCCCAUCCAAAACUAGGAUUUACAAAAGAAAUUCUGGCUACAAAAAUCAUUCCAUUCUUAGUACCUUUGUGCAUUGAAAAUAAUUUAAAUCUGAACCAGUUUAGUGCCUAUAUUGCCAUUGUGAAGGAGAUGAUUAGCAAAGUGGAAAACGAACAGAAGGGAAAGCUGGAGCAGUUGAAUUCAAUGCAAGAGGAACAAAAGACAAUAGACAUCAGCAAGGUGAAUGUUCCUGAUGAGAAGAAUCUGCUGCCUGAAUUGAUUUCUCCUUCAUCAAGCAAUACACUGAGCGAAAGGAAUAACAGUAAGAUGGAUAAGUUCAUUUCUGGUUAUGGCCUUAACUCUUUGCUGACAGCAUCUGCUAAAAACCAAACAGUUAGCCCUUGUCUAGAAAGUCCUACUGAAAAAUUAAACAGUGAGACAACUCCUUCUAGAAUCUUUAAUCAGCCAGCAAAGGUGAGUCUAAGCAUGGAAGAGAAACAGAGGUUGGCACGUGAGCAGGAACAACAAAGCAUUUACAAGAAACAAAGUAUGCUUGUCCCUAAAGCAAACCCUGAUCAUGAAAAGAGUGCUAAUUGUGGUAGUCAAAGCUCAAGUUACCAUAAACCCAAAGACCUUACCUCAACACUACUCAACAACAACCUAAACCAACUGCAACAUUCUGGUCCAUUAAAUAACUCCUGGAGCAUGGCUCAGUCAAAUAUGGCUUGCUCUUCCUUUGGUGCUUCCUCCCUGUCAGGUGGUGGCAUGCCUAUGCAGAGAACUAACCCCAUUGUCCCUCUGAACCAGUCAAAGCCUGCUGCUAACAAGUCUGUGGACCUUUCAGCUUUUGACAAUCUUCUGUCACCAUCCUCAUCCCAAGUGAAACCCUCAUUAAACCAGAUGGCUCAGAAGACCUCAACAACAAGUGGCAUGAAAGCUGGCAACAUGGGCUUCAUGCCAACCAGUUCCAGCACAAGCAUUGCAAUGAUGGGGAAUGUUGGUACAAUGCUAAACCAACCACCAGCCAUGAUAGCACAUCCACAGGUUAUGAUGAAUCAAGGCAUGAGAGUCAGUGCACCCAUGGUGGCACCUGGCUUUCAAGGUAUGGCAUUAGGCAACACAAACAUGACUACUGUCAAUCACAACCAGUUCAGUAAUGCCAGUUCAGGACCGCAGCAGCUGCAAAAUGGUUUUCCAUCAUCAAACCCUGCUGGAAAUGAACUGGAUGACCUUUUUGGCUGAGUAACACUAUAUUUCCUAAGUGAAUUUUAGGGGACCAGAUGUUCAGGCCAACCACUGAUUUUAAGGCACAAAGGCAAUUGCCCCCUGCUCCACCUCCCUGGAUGAUUGCUAAUUGUCAAGUGUAUGACCUCUGGAACUGGUUUUAAGUUGGUUGUGCAUAUAAAUGAUAAUUUCAUAAGUAUCUCAAAAUACCACUGUCUUCAAUUUACAAAAAACAACUUAAAUUUCUUAAUUUGUUAAGUUAUUAAUUUUCUCAUUAGAGAUAAGUACUUAUGCCCCUUUCAUGCAAACCCAAGUCACUCUUUUGACCAAUUGUUUUAUAAUCAAGAAUAUGAUGGCUUUGUUACUGAUCCACUGACUCCAAGCAGAAUGGAUCGGCUUUUAAACAAUUGCCAAUACAACAGCAAAACCUCCAUUCUUAAAAGUUUAAAUUUUAAGUCAGUUCCCCAUUUACUGUUUGAGCUUCCACUGAACAGGUCUUUAAUUGCCCCCCUCCCCCUCAGGACCUCUAUUUUAAUAUGCAUUUUAUGGUUCAGUAUACAAUAGUAUUCUUUGUUCAAACAUUUCUUCCUUACAUUCCAUCCUGAAUCCAUCAUCUACACAAGUACCUUGUUUUGCUUUUGUACACACUGGAAGUUAUAAAUUGAUCCCAAAAGGAUUCUUAAAUUUAGGCUUUCAUUUCUAAUAUUUGAAAAUUUUUAAUUUUGGUUUAGACUUAGUUAAAAAGAAAAAAAACUAAAUGCUGGGAGGGAGAGUUGGAAUGCUUUCAAGUGUAUUAGGCCUCAAACAGAUAUAAAAGAACCAUCAUCUAAAGGAUUUUUGUCACUUUCUGUAAAUGUCUAAGAAAAGAAACAUUCAAAAUAUUAGAAGGCUUUAAUGUGUACUAAAUUAGUUUUACUAAUGAAGCCAACUAAAUCAAACAGUUUACCGUUAAUCUUAAAACAAAAAACAAAACCCAUCAGAUUUAAUCACCUUGUCAUUUAUCCCUUAUCUUCUGCUUAGGUUUCCCCUCAGUUCCAAUUUGUGAUAUUUUUUUCUAUAAAGGAUGCAAUACAGAGAAUUUCUAAUUCGUUUCCAGUACCUUGUGCAAAUUGUCAUUUUGAAGACACCAUCUUAUCACUACAAUCUUCAGUCGAAAUAUUUUCAUUGUACUGAUUUACUCAGUUCAGCGUCCCUUUCCUUUAAAAUGAAUUGUCACUCUUGUGAACUGCAGCAGCCCCUACCAAUAAGUUAUUCCAAACUAAUUUAUUCCCUUUGUCAACUGGAUAAAGAAGACUGCAUAUAAUUCCAUGCUUGUAAAUAGAUUGCUCAAUAAAACUAACAAAAGUCUGACAUAGCCAAUACAAUUAUUAAAGUAAAACAUUGAUGCUUUUGAGGUAUAAAGCAGCUACAACAUUACAAGUUUCCUCUAAACCCUCAAUGUUUGAAACUUUGGUGUAUGAUAAGAAAGCUAUGAUGAAAUCAUUGAAAGUUUAUAAGUUAAUAAGGAUAGUUUCAAAAUAGCAGUCUUGGGUUAUUCCAGUAAACUAAAUUAUUUUCCACAUUGUCAACUGAGGUUAUAUUUCAGACAAGUAAUAUAACCUUAAGACAAAAAGGACAUCACAAAAUUUGUAUUUUGUCUAAUGUUGGUUAUAUUUUAAAUGUGAAUUUAUUAAUAUUUAGCUUGGAAACUAACAGGUGCAAUUCCAGGAAUGUGCAGUUUAUAGAAAUUUACAAGAGCUUUGCUCUUGUUCCAUUAAAAAUUUAAUCGAAAUUGUAAAACCAGUCUUUCAGUUGAGUGCCCUGAAUGUUCCUCGCCUGUUUGUAAAUAUUAAUUCUUUAACUUUGAUUGCAAUGGCAUCAAUAAAUAUUUGUGCUGCAGAAA